This is a messenger RNA of Acaulospora morrowiae, 1908 nucleotides long. NCBI's taxonomy places the organism in Eukaryota, Fungi, Glomeromycota, Glomeromycetes, Diversisporales, Acaulosporaceae. The record is from the annotation of a GenBank genome assembly.
AUGGUCUUGCAGAUACAAUAUGCAGACCAACAACAAUCUACAAAACCAUAUCCGUUGAAUGCAACAUAUAUUUCUUUUAACGAGGCGUUGAUAUUUGAAUUUGACAGACCUAGUGAGACUGAACUUACUAUUCGCCUUUGGGAUUCAAGAAAUGGUCCCGAGGGAAGGGUGGGCGAGGCAAAAACCAAAUUUCGAAAUUGGGGCAAAGAUCAUAAAGCUACCGUGGGAUUAUUCAAGGAUCAGAAGCUAAUUGGCGAUCUAAAAAUGAACUUUUAUCCGUUGGCAAAUACAAAUGAAUCUCCUCGGAAGUACUUCAAAUUUGAUUCCAUGAAUGGCGAAACUAUUGGGGCUCUUUUAAUAGAUGACAUCAAAUCAUUCUCCAAGGAAUUAAACAGAAGAGGUACCACAUUCGAGUUUGAGAUGAAAUCAAGUACACAAGCUUCACUUUAUAACAGAGACUCGAAGUAUCCGAUUGUUUGUCUGAAAAUGUUCGCGCAUCCGCAAUCCAUUAUAAGUAUAUCGUAUAAAUCUAGAGAUGUCGUUGUUGCAGAGGCAGAAUUUGAUUUCAGAGGGGAAAACGAUGGGAAGUGCUGGAAAGAAUUAACAGAGAAAGGCUCAACCGAAGUUCUUAAUAUUUCGUUUAAGAAAAACAACGUGACACAUGGAAGGAUUUCCUUCAAGAUGUCAUUUCAUAGGAUUCUUUUUUUGGAAGAACAUUUGUCCAAAAAAAAAUCUUUCACAAGCUUUCCUUCACUUUCGAAUCACAGUACCUUUCCUAACAAUAAAUUAAAAUCCCCUCCAAUUCAAAUACCACGUUCCGAUACAUAUCCUAUUAAAAACCAAGGUACUCUUGCGGGACUUAGUUAUGAAAGAAAACCACGAGCAACAUUAGAAUACCCUCAUAGAGAUGGGAAUAUCGAAAAUCGACCAGGAUUAGACUCACACAAAAAUUCUAAUAUAUGCUCUUCGCCAGAAUAUAUGAGCUCUUCACCACAAGAGAUAUUGGGAUCUAGCCCUUCAAUACAUACGUCCUUAUCCAGGACGAGCUCUAAACAUACUCUCUCAGAUAACUCUGAAGACUCUCCUAUUUCAGAGAAAGUUUGUUUGAAGUAUAUCGUUGAUGUUGAGAUCAAAUCCUUUCGCGGAUCUAGGAGACGAUGUAGAACUUUCAGAGGUUCCCACGAGGCCAACGAAAAACCAGUCAUAAUAAAAAUCUAUCCCAAGGAGUGGAAAGCAUUGUGGCGCAAUGAAAUCAAUAUGAUUAAAAAGUUGAAAUCUAGUUACCUUGUAGAAUGGGAAGAUGCAGAAGAAUCUUCUGUAGGAUUUAUAUUUGUGUUUAAUUAUCACGGGAAAACUUUGGGAUCCGAGAUUCUAGAGAUCGUUAAAAAAAAAUCGUUGAUCAAAUGUGUUCUAAUGAACACGUUGCUUGGGAUCAUGUACUUGCACGAACAUGAUGUAGUGCACUUGAAUAUUAAUCCCAAUAAUGUGUGGCUCCAGAAGAAACCAGAAUCGUAUGAAGUGCGGAUUUCGGAUUUUGAUUCUGCACGCGAAGUUGACACUGUCAUUAAAAACGAAGAUGGUUUACCACGCACUUUAGGAUAUUCUGCGCCUGAAAUCUUUUAUGAUGGAUACAAAGUUCAUUUUUCUGCAGAUGUUUUUAGCUUCGGGGCAUUGAUGUAUUACAUUUAUACUGAUGGGAGAAAAAGGAUAUAUCAAAGUUUGGGGGAUUUGCGAGUGUUGGAAAAUAAAACACUGAAAGAACCCUUAAUGGAAGUAGAAGACACAAAUGCAUCUCAUUUAAUGGAAAAAAUGCUCACUAUGACUCCGAAGAAUCGAUUAACUUUCCAGGACAUUUUGGAUGAUGAAUAUUUUCAAUCUAGCAAUAUUACUUCGCCGUUCUUACGUUAA